UGAAACAAACCGACGACGGCACCGAUAUGCCGAAUCCAAUAUUCACUAUUUUCUCGUUCCCUUUUGUUUUCUGUCUCGAGGCAUUUUAUCAUUGACAAUUAUUUUUUUGCUCUUUAAUAAAACUCUCAUUUUCAUAUUCAUCGGAGCCUCGAAAUAGCACCUCUGUUGUUGUUUGCUCUGUUGCUUCAGACACCACUGUGAUAGAGAACCUACUCAAGGCCAAAGCUCCCAAAGAACUGCUUCAUAGAGUUCUACUGUAUAGGUUGUGGAAUUUGUUGGCGGAAUAAGGUGGCACAAUUAGAAUGGAUGAUGAUGUGUUUAUAGAGCAGCAAGUGCCAUCAGGUUUCCUGAAAGGAAUACAAUUUAAUGUUUUGACUGAAGAGGACAUAGAGAAAUGUUCUGUUACAGCAAUAGAUGCAGCUAAUGAAGUGACUGACCCUAGGCUGGGGUUCCCAAAUCCAUUGUCUCAGUGUUCCACAUGUGGUGGCAAAAAUUUAAAAAAUUGUGAUGGACACAUUGGGAUCAUCAAAUUUGCAGUGAAUGUUUUGAAUCCUUUCUUUAUUUCAGAAACCGUACAAAUUCUCAAUUCGAUUUGUCCUGGAUGUAGGUCCGUUAGGCACGAUCUGAAGAUCAAGGACACAGAUACAUUGAAGUCAUUGACAAUGGACAGUCACCAAUAUAAGGAUUGCAAGUAUUGUGCUAAGCAGGGAAGUUCAAAAGAAUGGUAUCCAACGAUGAAAUUUAAGGUUGCCUCGAAAGAUUUGUCAAAGAAGAAUACUUCUUCGGUUAUAGUAGAAGUGAAUGAAAAGUUGCCAAAGAAGUUUGCAAAUAAAAAUCUAGGUGAGGUAUUGCCUACAGAUUAUUGGGAUUGUAUUCAGAAAGAUCCAGAACAGGAAGAGAGUUUCUUGAAACCGAAUCGAAGAAGUCUAUCACCUUUCCAGGUUUAUUGUUUACUAAAAAGUGUUGAUCUAAGGUUCCUAAAGAAAUUUGUUUUAAGACCAGAAGCAAUUUUCCUUUCUUGCUUUCCUGUAACACCAAACUGUCACCGUAUCAUGGAGUUGACACAUUUAUCCUCUAAUGGCCACCAAUUAGCUUUUGAUGAACGCACCAAGGCUAUGAAGAAGCUAAUUGAUUCUAAGAGGCAUGCGAAUGAGCUCAGUUUACAUGUUCGUAAUUGUCUAAGUGUCUCCAAGCUGCAUACAGACAAGUCACUUAAAAAGGACACUGUCUUGGGUAAGAAUGAUUCUGUUUCAAGUAUGUGUGGUUUGAAAUGGAUCAAAGAAAUUAUGCUUGGCAAGCGAACGGAUUAUGCAUUCCGUAUGACUGUAAUUGGAGACCCGAAAAUUAGCUUGUGUGAAAUUGGUGUACCACGAAUGGUUGCAGAGAAUUUACAAAUUCCUGAGUAUCUUAAUGUACAUAAUUGGGAAAAACUGAUUAACCAUUUAAAGUUUCAUCUCAUUGAAAAGGGACGUUUCUUUAUCAGGAGAAAAGGUAAACUGGUUCAAUUAUGUGAUACAAGUGAACUGAAAUUAGGAGACAUUGUAUACAGACACCUCGACGAUGGUGAUAUUGUUUUAAUAAACAGGCCUCCUUCAGUGCAUCAGCAUUCUCUCAUGGCUUUGUCUGUGAAGGUCCUACCAAUAAACUCAGUUGUUUCUAUAAACCCACUUUGUUGUUCUCCUUUAUCUGGGGAUUUUGAUGGUGAUUGCCUUCAUGGGUUUAUUGCUCAAGCUAUUGACUGUAGAGUGGAGCUCAGGGAGCUUGUUGCCUUAAGCAAACAGUUAGUUAAUGGACAAAAUGGUCAAAACUUGCUCUCACUGAGUCAUGAUAGUUUAUCUGCUGCACAUUUGGUUACACAGAAUGGGGUUUUCUUGGAUAUGUUCCAAAUGCAGCAGUUGAAAAUGCUGUGUCCGCACCAAUUGCAGAUUCCAGUUAUUCUAAAAGCACCAUUGCUUGAAGCUCCUCUUUGGACUGGCAAGCAAUUAUUUGACAUGCUACUUCCUCAGUCUUUUGAUUAUGUUUUUCCAUCAAGUGGUGUCAAAAUCAGUAAUGGGGAGCUUUUAUGUUCUUUUGGCGAAUCUUCUUGGUUGCGUAGCAGAGCAGGCAGCAUUUUCUCUGUUCUUGUCGAUCAUUACCAGAAUAGAGCCAUUGACUUCCUUUUUGCUGCUCAGGAUGUUUUCUGUGAGUGGAUAUCAAUGGGGGGUUUUAGUGUUUCUUUAUCUGAUAUUUACAUUGCUUCUGAUUCACAUUCCCGGAAAAAUAUGCUUGAUGAAGUAAGAUGUGGUUUGCAAGAAAUAAAGAAGAAAAUAUAUAUCAAGCAGUUGAUGGUGGAUCCUGAGAUGGUGCACCUUCUGAGAUAUGAUGGAGAGAAUACAAAAACCAAUGGCUAUAGAGUGGAUCAAGAAUGCCCCUCAAAUCAGGAGUCGGUUGUCCUAUGUCAAGUUUCCGUUAGUUCUUUUCGUGAAGCCUUUCAUGAUAUUCAGAGCCUAAUCCAUCAAUAUGCCAGUAAUGACAACUCAUUGUUGGCUAUGUUAAAGGCUGGGAGCAAGGGUAAUUUGCUGAAAAUAGUUCAGCAAGGCCUUUGUCUUGGUUUGCAACAUGCUUCAGUUCCAUUAUCUUUCCAGAUUCCAUGCAAACUUUCCUGCGCUUCUUGGAAUUACCAAAAGUCUCAUGAUAUUCCUGCAUGUAGUAUAUCUAACAUACCCUAUGCUGUUGUUGAAAAUUCUUUUCUUGAUGGGUUAAACCCACUUGAAUGUUUUGUUCACUCAGUGUCAACUCGUGAUAAUUCUUUUGGUGAGAAUGCUGAUCUUCCUGGCACUUUGACCAGAAAGCUUAUGUUUUAUAUGCGUGAUCUCUAUAUCGCUUAUGAUGGAACAGUGAGAACUGCUUAUGGAAAUCAACUUGUUCAAUUUUCUUAUGGUUGCUUCAAGGGUGAUUCUGUUCAAGAUCCUUGUGGGUUAUUUGGUGGGAGUCCAAAUGCUUAUGAUGGAGUUGGUGGUCAACCUGUUGGUUCAUUAUCUGCUUGCUCUAUUUCUGAAGCUGCAUACAGUGCCCUGGAUCAGCCAAUAAGUAAACUUGAAAUUUCUCCACUGCUGAACCUAAAGAAGGUGUUGGAAUGUGGUCAGAAAAAUGCUUCUGCUGAUCAAACUGCAUCUCUGUUUUUGUCCAAGAAACUUGGAAGAUGGAUUUGUGGCUUUGAAUAUGGUGCUACUGAAGUCAAGAAUCAUCUGGAGAGAGUAUUCUUUUCGGAUGUUGUUUCUACUGUCAUGGUUAUCUUUUCUCCACAGAGGCACAGUCAGAUGUCUGCCAGUCCUUGGGUUUGCCACUUUCAUGUAUGCAAGGAAAUGAUGGAACGGAGAGGACUAAAUAUCCAGUCUAUUAUAGAUGCUCUUCAAAGGAACUCCACUGGAGAACAAGCAAAAAUAAAUCUGCGGAAUAUAUUGAAUGAACUUAGAAAGAAAUACAAGUUAAGUGGAAAGCAAGUAAAAAUCAAACUUCCUAAUUUGAUGAUCUUAAGCAGGGACUGCACCUUCAUUGACCAGAGGGAAAAUGGUAGGACUUUUUGCAUAGUAGUCAUAGUUGAGAUUACCAAGGAUUCUUCUAAACAAUUGGAUACUGUUCGGGACUUGGUUGUUCCAUUCCUCUCAAGAACUGUAAUCAAAGGAUUCUUGGAGUUCAAGAGUGUUGAUAUUUUGUGGAAUGAUCUACCCCAGUCUUCAAAAUCCCAUAUGUUUUCUUCUGGUGAACUUUAUCUGAAGGUUUUUAUGUCAGAAGAUUGUGAAAGAACAAAAUUCUGGAGUUCUCUUCAAAAUGCAUGUCUUCCAGUUAUGGAUCUUAUUGAUUGGGAACGCAGCUAUCCAGAUAAUAUUUAUAAUAUUGUUUGUGCUUAUGGAAUAGAUGCUGGAUGGAAAUAUUUUUUGAGGAGUUUGAAGUUUGCACUAUCUGAUAUUGGAAAGACUGUACUGCUCGAGCACUUGCUUCUAGUUGCAAAUUCUCUUUCAUUUACAGGGGAGUUUCUUGGCUUAAGUGCUAAAGGAAUAAAAAGACAAAUGGAUCAAGCAUCUGUCUCAUCUCCCUUCAUGCAAGCAUGCUUUUCUAAUCCUGGUGCUUGCUUCAUCAAAGCUGCUAAAGAGGGGGCUGUUGAUGAUCUUCAGGGUAUUCUUGAUUCAGUGUCCUGGGGAAAGAAGGUCCCAAUUGGCACUGGGGGACACUUUGAUAUUCUAUAUUCUGGAAAGGGGUUUACACCUGCUAAACCUACAAAUAUCUACAGUGCACUAUGUCACGAAUCUAAAUCUCAUGGGGAGAAUGUAGAAACGGGUUUAACAGAUGCUUGCAGAAAAGUGUGCUGCAAAUGGGAGAAACAAUCCUUCUAUGCAUCUAAAGAUCCUUUACCUAAGGGAGAUAGUUCAGAAAACUUGCCAAGUUCAGUUUUGAGAAGUAUCUAUUCUAGAGAAGAUGUUCUGAAGUUGAAUAGUUCAUUGAAGCACAUAUUGCACAAGUACCCAAUUAAUGAUUACUUAAGUGAAGUGGAUAAAUCCAUCUUGUUGAGGGCUUUAUAUUUUCAUCCUAAAAGAAACCAGAAGAUGGGAACUGGACCAAAGGACAUCAAGGUACUUCCAAGAAUAAGGGUUGGCUAUCACUCGGAACAUCAGCAAUCCCGCUGUUUUAUGUUGGUAAGAACAGAUGGAACCAUUGAAGACUUCUCAUACAGAAAGUGUAUACUUGGUGCUUUGGAGAAAAUUUGUCCUCAAAUAGCAAGCAGAUUUCAAUUAAAGGGAUGGCAGUCCUGAUAAAGUGCAUAUUUAGCUACAGCCCUCAGGUGACAGAAUGUUAAGGCCAUGUAAAUACCCUUGUCUGUAGGUAGAGUUUGAAAAUAUCAUUUUCUGAUUAGACUUUUGGAUGGUCAGAAUGUUGGUCACCAUACUUAGAUUAUGUAAUAUUCAAGUUGUACAUGUGAAAGGAAAGCAAGAGCUAGUAAAGGUGAUCCAAUGCAAGUUGGAGAGCUGGAGCAGGCCAAAAAAUACCCGGGUUUAAGUAGUAAGAAAUGAUUCAAGGGUUCGGCAUUUAACCAUGGAUAUGGAUCGUGAUAGAAAUGGCAAAAGAGGAUUUAUGUAAUCAGCAUUGUUUAGUUGGGUAUGUUCAGUCAAGUAUUGUCCAUCAGUAAAAUUAGCAGUCAUAAGUCUUUUGAAUAUUGAUUGAUAUGUGAUUUCUCCACAAGGAUUGUAAACAUAUGCAGCAAAGAAGAAAGAAUACAAACCGAACUUGGCUUGUACACUGAAUAUGUUACAUAUGGCAUUCGCAAUUAAUGCCCAUUAUGAACAUAUCAAAUUCAUCUUGCAAUGAUUUUUUUUCACAUUCUCGUAA
Molecule: messenger RNA, 5364 nt
Organism: Nelumbo nucifera (sacred lotus)
Lineage: Eukaryota; Viridiplantae; Streptophyta; Magnoliopsida; Proteales; Nelumbonaceae
Source: RefSeq, a predicted model, not a curated record